This is a messenger RNA of Homo sapiens (human), 12128 nucleotides long. It is a transcript of the gene SMAD1, whose product is annotated as SMAD family member 1. Gene Ontology annotation, molecular function: RNA polymerase II cis-regulatory region sequence-specific DNA binding; sequence-specific DNA binding; DNA-binding transcription factor activity. The coding region runs from base 9489 to 10886 and encodes 465 amino acids. Gene Ontology annotation, cellular component: transcription regulator complex; nucleus; nucleoplasm. Gene Ontology annotation, biological process: inflammatory response; cellular response to growth factor stimulus; stem cell differentiation. The transcript has 7 exons. The record is from RefSeq and is a predicted model, not a curated record. NCBI's taxonomy places the organism in Eukaryota, Metazoa, Chordata, Mammalia, Primates, Hominidae.
GUUUCACUUAGAGCCACAGUUUCCAAGAACCCGUAAGGACUUUACUGUAUCUGAAAACCUGGUUAGCUCCUAACUGGAGUAACUGGGUUAAAGAAGCAUUUGAACAUUAUUUGUUGAACCAGAUCAAAGAACAUUGCUACUUUAGGGUAUUUUCUGGAACUGAAAUAACUAGAUCCAUUUCUGUUUUUAUAUUCAUUGUAAUGGCAUUGGACUUGUAUAGCAAAUUUUAACUUGUCUUUUGCCUGUCUGCCUUAACCUUAAGGGUAGAUAUUUAUCAUUUUCCUUAAGGAGCUGUACAAUAAUCUUUCAUGCUUUUUGUUAGGAACCAUUUACAAUUCCUACUGUCUGCUACUUAUCGUUGUGUUCUACUUGUUCUAGAGUUCUGUCUCCACCUGUCUUCAUUUUUAGGGGUACUGUUUUUUAGGGGUACUAUUUCUCUGUUUGGAAAUGUGAGCGGAUGGCAGUUUCUGCCUCAGCCCUCUUGCUGGGCCAUUGUCUCAUGUGGGUUGUCUGCUGUUCCACAUUUAAGUAAUAGUUAUUUCAGCUUUAUCAAAAGUUUGUAAGUUCCCAGUUCUUCUGGACUUCUGAUUAAUUCAGCCUGAUUUUAUUUAGGGCAAAUGAUUAUGAUCCCCUUUCCAUUUUGUGAAUUUUUCAUAUUUUACCAAUAAAUCUCAUUGCAAUUCUUUGCUUACAAGAUGGCUUGAAAGAUGCAAGCAAUGAUGGAUUGCUCUUUAUUGUUUUAAAAUAUUUAUUGGCCUUAAAUUGCUGAAAUAAUAUGGUUUUUCCAACCUUUGUGUUUUUAUGCAUUUUUAACCCUACGUCUUUAGUGUAUAAUCUUCUGUGAGUCUGUGGUUUCUAUAAGUGUCAGGAAUUUUUCAGGUGUCUUUAUUAUCCUUUGAAAUCAUGAUCUAUUUGGACAAUUCCAUCUUUGUUUGGACUAUACAGUUGACUUGAGUACCUAAGUGAAAUGGAGCAGGUUAGAAAAAAGUAGUUUGUUUUAUAGUAAUGAGAAUUACAUUACAAGUCCCCUGGCAUGUUCCCCUUUGACCUUUUUUGAUGUUUUAAUUUAAGCAUCUCAAACAAGGCAAGAGUUGAUCUCACCAGGCCUUGAAUCCUAUCCAAAAUUGGAUGUUAGGAUAGAUGACACAUACAUUUCUGUAAUACUAAUUAAUAUUGCCAGUUAAUAUUGAUCACUUUCUACAACAUGUCUCUGAGAUAUCUUGCAUCUCCAUGGCAUCUAAUGAGGUGUAUUGUGAAAUAGUUUCAUAUAUUAAAAAUACUGGAAAAUAAUAUAAAAAAUUAGCUGGGCGUGGUGGUGGGCACCUGUAGUCCUAGCUGCUCCGGAGGCUGAGGCAGGAGAAUGGUGUGAACCCAGGAGGUGGAGGCUGCAGUGAGCCGAGAUCGCGCCACUGCACUGCAGCCUGGGCGACAGAGCAAGACUCUGUCAAAAAAAAAAAAAAAAAUGCUGAACUACAAAAUUCAUGCAGUUUGCUUAUAAUCACUCUGAAGCCCACCAUAGGUCUACUCUGGAAGCUCAAGUCUUACUUUUUCUGUGUAUUCACAAGACCAGUCUAUCUGUUUAAGAAUAUAUCUGGCGAUGUAAGUCUGGAAAUACGCACUUAGGUGGUUUUGUUACUUAGAAAUAUUUGUUUCCAAAAAGGAAAAAAAAGGUCAAACAAUUUUUUUUUUUUUGAGGCGGAGUCUCAAUCUGUCACCCAGGCUGGAGUGCAAUGGCACAAUCUUGGCUUACUGCAACCUCCACCUCCCUGUUCAAGUGAUUCUCUUGCCUCAGCCUCCCAAGUAGCUGGGUCUAAAGGUGUACACCACUAUGCCCGGCUUAUUUUUGUAUUUUUAGUAGAUACAGGGUUUCACCAUGUUGGCCAGGCUGAUCUUGAACUCUUGACUGGUGAUCCCCCCUCCUCGGUCUCCCAAAGUGCUGGGAUUACAGGUGUGAGCCACCAAGCCUGGCCGAUCAAACAGAAUUUUUAUAAAGUUGUCUUUAAAAAAAAGAAAAAAAAAGUAUCCAGCUGUUAAACAUUUUCAAAGUGAAGUUAAUCAAUACCCUGUACUUUUAGUUCCUUAAUUCUUUUGAUCUUUGUGCCAUGAUUUUUUACUAUUAGUUAAGAAAGUGUAAUGAACCAAAGAACAAGAAGUAGGGGGAGAAAAGAGUUGCCUGCUUCAUUUGACAAUAGACCAUUUAUCUUCUGUUAUUUGCCUUUCUUAAAGUACGGAGAGUUUUUGGAUUUUUUUCCCCCAGUCACUUUUUGUAGCCUGUAUUUUUUGUUUAUUUUAUUGAAUAAUACAAUUAUUCCCUCAAUAUUUAAUGGGAGCAUUUAUUUUGUCUGCUGAAUUCCAUACUGGUGCAAGAAUUAUAAAACAGCCUCUAGUCUGAAGCUGAUACAGAGAGUGGUUGAACAUUAUUUGUCUCCUAAUCUUUUUAUUAAAGGGGGUUGUAACAUUUGGUGGUUACUCCUUCCUUUAAAAAACAAUUAUAUCUUCAUAUACAAAUUAGGGUAAUUAAAAAAAAACUUUCUGUGGGAAUUUGGGAUCUGUAACAUAUUAAAUGGAAGAGAGUGUAUUUUGUUGAUAUUCACAGGAGUUGGAUAAUUUACUUGUUGCUUUACUAGAUGAGGCCAAGGUGAAGAAAAUGCCCAUUUGUUCUGCAAUUGGCUGAUUAGGCUUCCUUUAAAUAUAAAGCAAGUUACAUAGCAGUUAAGAGUAUUUUAACAUUUUUUUCUUUUAAUAUUAAGGAAUAACACAUAAGUUGGAAAAUUAAUUAGCCGUGUCGAGUAGUAUAAGAGUAUUUUUCUAAUUUCACUUCUGGCAGUUCUGAUAGAAAUCCUUCCCAUGGGUGAGACUCCUUAGGAAAACGUUCUGAGUUCAGAACACUGCUUUAAACUACAUUAUAUUUUUUUUGCUUCUCAAACCAGAUCACACUAUAAAUCCAACCUGAUUUCUAAGUAGAGUAUAGAUGUGGCUUGAGAUAAUGAAUUGAUUUUUGUGGGUUUUUUUUUUUUGUAAUUAGCAAAUAUUUGCUUCGAAAACCUUUUUAUAAAAAAUCAGAAGUUACAUUUUUUCAUUAAAGAACGUUUGAAAAGUUUAGAAAAGGAGGAGAGAGACACAUUACUAAUCUUCCAAACCCAGUCAUGGUUAAUAUUUUCAUAUAUUUACAUAGUUGUUCAUGGUACAUAUAACCAACCAUUUUAUGUUCUGCGUACAGUUUUCCCCAAAUUAUUACGUAGUCUUUAUGAACAUAAUUUUUAAGGUCUGUAUAAUAUUCCAUUGAGUGGAUGUAUGCAGUUUACUUAGGUAUUUUUCAAUUAUUAGAUGUUUCUCUUUUUUUCCCUAUUAUAAAUAAUGCUCUGAUGAAAAUCUUUGUGCAAAAACAAUUUUCCCUUUCUGGUUCAGAAUAUUUCCUUAGAGUAAAUUUCUGAAGAUAAAGUUGCUGGAAUAAAGAUCUCAAUAUUUUUAAGGCUGCUGGGUUUUUUUUUUUUUACUAGAUGAAUACUUUUUUGUUAGUGUGAAAUGUUUAUAUUUGGACAAGAGGGAAGGAAAUCUCUGUUUGCUGACUCAUGUUUUUAUUUUGCACUUUAAACUGAUAAGGCCACUUAGCUUUUGACAUAAACUAAGGCAGGAAGUACAAAAAGGGGCAGAAAAAAAGUAGUUGUCUUGCCAAGGCCAUAGUAUCAUGGACUCAUUUGAGUUCCUUAUAUGAGGUAGGUUACCUGUUUGACUUGUAUAUUAAAAAAUGCUUAACUCAGGUAAAAAUUAGUCAUCAGCCUGCAUUUUGUUUUGUCUGGGCAUGUUUAUAUGCAAAGUGCUGUGAUCUUUCACUUUAAUUUUCGUGAGUGGCCUCAAGACAUUUACCACCUAACUGGCUUCUAUAAUGUUUGGAUGCCCUUGGUUUAGAUUUUUUUUUUUUUUUUUGCUCCCAGUAUGAAGAAAUCUUUCUGUAUUGAAGAUAUUACCUUAGUUGUCUUUCUAAAAUGUAGAUCUAAUAAUGCUAAUUCUCAGAUUUAAAACCUUCCACUUGUCCAUAUGAUAAGAUUCUUCAGUCUUGCCCCUUCCUUCAUAUCAGCUUGUAUCAUCAUCUCCAGCGGAUUAAACCCUAGCAUUUCUAUCAUGUGUCUGUUGGAACAAGCCAUUUGGAAAAGUGGUUUAAAAAUUCUGGCUCUAGAGCCAGGCAAAAUGGGUUCAGAUCCAGGUUCUGCCACUUAUAGCUGUCUACAUAACUUUGGACAAGAUACUCAACUAUUCUAUAUUUUAUUUUCCUUACAUGUAAAAUAAAGAAAAUGAUAGUAUUUACUUCACAGUAAAUACUAAGGUAUUGUUGCUAAGAUUAAACUGGUUAAUAGAUAAACAGCAGUGAACAGUGUUUGUCAAGUAAUGAACACACAAAAUGUUUGCUCUAUUGUUUUGCAAAAUUCUACUUAUCCUUUAAGUCUGAUGUUUUCUCUUGGAAAAAAAUGUUCUGAAAUCUCUGGAAUUGUUCUUUCCUUUUCCGUUUUUAUAUAUUAUUGUCUUAGUUUGUAGGCCGCUAUAACAAAAUACCAUAUAGACUGAGUGGCUUAUAAACAACAGAAAUUUAUUUCUCAAAGUUACAGUAACUGGGAAAUCCAAGAUCAAGGUACCUGGAUGGCCUCUUCUCUCUGUAACCUCAUAUGGUGGAAGGGAGGAGAGAUCUCUCUGGGAUCUCUUUUAUGAGGGCACUAAUUCCAUUUAUGGGAGCUCCGUCCUCAUGACCUAAUCACCUCCCAAAGGACUCACCUUCUAAUUCUGUCACCUUUGGGGUUAGGAUUUCAACAUGUGAAUUUAGGGAGGGGAUACAAAUAUUCAGACCAGAGUGUUGUUGAUACUUGUUUUAUAGCCUUUAUCACAUGAUAUUAGAGUAAGUUAAUAGUAGGUAAAUGCACAGCACAUGGGCCUCUUCUUCGGUUAUUCUUGUGCCCAUGGGCAAUGGUAUAAUCGUAUUAUUUCUUCUGACUGAGUCCCUGGAAGGUCACCUAAUAAAACAUCUCAGCAAAGUCCUUUAGAAUUAGCAUGCAGGUUAGCAAUUUGCUUUAUGGGAGUUAGUUGUUUACACACUGGCUUUCCCAAUGGAUUGUGAGCUCCUCCAGUAUGUUAGACAUGUUUGCUUCUGUGUCUCCUGUGUCUAGCACUGUGCUAGGCAUACUUAGCAGGUGCUUAAUACAGCUUUGUUGAAUGAAUGUCGAUUUGAAUAGUUAAAACAAAAAUCUGAAAUGGUGGUUCUUAUAUAAUACGUUGCCCAACACUUGCCUUAAAUAAAUACCCCCAAGUGAUUUUGGGGGUAUUUGUUUAAAUGUAUUUGUUAUAUAUUUUAAAAUAGCCCCAAGUUAUUUUGAUGCAAACUUAGCCAUUCUGUUUAAAAAUUAUUGCUUAAAAUGUUAAAAAGCUGUUUUUGAAGAAGAGAUGGACAUAUAGAAUAUGAAGAAAUACACUCCCUCUAUAAAUUAUUCCCAGAAGCCUAGAAAAAAGUUCUUGUUCUUUUGCAAAACUAACCUUUUAGUAAAAGGAAAUUAUCAUAUCAAUAGGUACACUCUGACCAAGUGUGACUUUUGAUAAUAGCAUAGUUUUGUUUUCUCUUUCCUUUAAUGUUAAAUGAAAAUAAUACCAACUUCAAAAAAACUAGUAAAUUUGGGUGAACUCUUUAAAAAGGAAAACAGCGGACACCCUGUGGCCUCCCAAAUAGAGUUGACGCUCCGUAUUUGGCUUUCUAAGUUCUUCAAGGAGCUAAAUUAUUCAUCAGGCAUUUAGUGAGAAUCAGCUAUGUGCCAGGUACUAUGCCAAGUUCCAAAGGUAAGAAAAUAAUAAGUUGGAGUCCUACAUUGUUUCCUGUAGUGAAGAUGACAGAUGUGUAGAUUAUCACAAUGUAGCUAUAGACAUGCACCGUUUGCCAUGACAGCUAUUUAUAAUAAUUAUAAUUUUUAAUUUCUGAGGCUAACGAUUUCCCCAUUCUGAUCCAUUUAUUGGUAAUUUGUGCCUUCUCUUUUUUAUUUAUCAGUUUUGCUAGGGAUUUAUCCAAUUUUAUUAGUAUUUUCAAAGAAUCAACUUUGAUUUUAUAGGUUUUCUUUAGUAUGCUUUAAAUUUCUGCUUUCAUUUUCUUCUACUUUCUUUGGGUUUAUUUUUCCUUUUAAAAAAUCUUUGGCGGGUAUUAGAGUGUUAGUUUUCAGCUUUUUUCCUUUUCUAAUAUAUGCAUUUAAGACUAUAAAUUUCCCUCUGUGCCUUGAGCCACAUCCUGCAUUUUUGAUGUGAUAUUUUUACAAUCAUUCAGUUAAAAAUAUUUUCUAUUUCCUCUAUAAUUUCUUCUUUGACCUUUGGGUUAUUUUAAAGUUUGGUUCUUUUCAAUAACAAUGUUUUUAUUGAUUUAGUUAUACUAAAAUCAAAGAAUAUGUUCUAUAUGAUUUUAGUAUUUUGAUACAGAUUGAGAUUUGCUUUGUUAUUCAUUAUAUGGUCAAUUUCAGUAAGUAUUCCUUGCGUAUUUGAAAGUGUUAUGAAUUGUACAGUUGUUGAGUGCUGUGAUAAUAUGUAUAUGAAUUGGAUCAAGUUUUUAAACAAUUUUUUUCUGUAUCUAUUGAUUUUUGUUUGCUUGUUUUAUCAUUUAUUAUGUUAAUCUCCCACUAGGAUUGUGGGUUUGCCUGUCAUUGUAAUUGUUAGUCUUUUGCUUUAUGAAUUUGAGACUGUUAUUAUUUACAUAAAAUUUGGAAUUUAAAAACUACAUGGUGGCUCAACUCAUCACUAUAAAAUGUCCUUUUUUUCUUUUUUGUCUUUAAAAAUCUCUGGUGAUACCUCUUACUUUUGAAGUCUGUUUUAUCUGAAUGGAUAGCUAUGCCAGCUUUUUGGGUGGAAUAUGCAUAGUAUAUAUUUUUCCACUCUCUUGCUUUCAAUACUGUGUUCUUAUAUUUAAUGUGUGUCUCUUUUAAGUACAAUAUGGUUAAAUAAUGUUCCCCACAACUCUCUUAGUUGUCAUAUUUUAGUCAUUUAUAUUUAAGUAAUUGCUUAUACUUUGGGAUUAUAUCUAAAUCUUACUAUUUUCUGUUUGUCUCAUCUGUUGUCUCCUUUUCAUAUGUUUUGCAUUAAUCAUUUUUAAAAUUUUUAUUUGAUUUUUAGAGACGCUCUCACUCUGUCACUCAGGUUGGAGUGCAGUGGCACAAUCAUAACACCUAUCAUAACUCCUAGGCUCAAGCAGUCCUCCUGCCUCUGCCCCCUGAGUGGCUGAGACUGCAGGCACAUGCCACCUUGCUGGACUACUUUUUUACUUUUUGUAGAGAUAGGGUCUUCCUGUGCUGCCCAGGCUACUCUGGAACUCCUCAAGCUAUCCUUCUACCUUGGCUUCCCAGAGUGCUGGGAUUACUGGGCUAAUCAUAUAUAUUUUUUUAAUUCCAUAUUUUUAACCCAUCUAUUAGCUUGUUAUAAUUUUUAACUUAUUCUCUCAGUUGUUGCUUUAUUAUGACAUGAAUUCAUAACUUACUGUACUAAUAGUAAAUUAUACUUUACCAUGGCCUGGAUAACACAAGGACCUUAGAAUGCUAACUUCAUAUAUCUCUUUUUGCUGUUGCCAUGCAUUUUAAUUGUACAUAUAUUUUAAACAUCACAAGACAUUCCUAUUGUUGUUUUGUGAAGUCAGUAUUCAUUUAAACUUACCCUUAUUUCCCCUUCAGGAGCUCUUCCUCAUUUCCUGCAGUUCUUUGCUUAUUUCUAGAGUCUUUUUCCUUCUGCCUGAAGAAUUCCUGUUAGUAUUUCUUUUAGUGACAAUCUGCUGUAAACCAGUUCUCUCAGAUUUUGAUUGUUGGAAAGCAUCUUUAUUUCACAAUCAUUUUUUGAAUGUGUUUUUCCUCUAAAUGUAGAAUUUUAAGUUACCAGCUAUUUACGUUUGGCACUAAUGAUGUCAUUUCAUUGUCUUCUGGUUUCCAUUGUUUAUGCUGAAAUGUCAGCUGUCAACCUGAUUGUACUUACUUGAAGGUAAUGUGCCUUUUUAAAGAGUUUCAUCUUAGGUUUUCAAGAAUUUUACUGUUAUAUGACACAUUGAAAUUUGUGGAUUUCUCUGUAUGUAUCCUUGGAAGGUGUAGGGCUUCGUGAAUGUAUGGUUAGAUGUCUGUUGACAGUUUUGGAAAAAUCCUUGGCUAGUAUCUAAAAAUAUUGCUCUGUUACAGUCUUUCUUCUUUUCCUUUAAGACUCUACUUAUGCAGUGCUAGACCUUUCACUAGAGCCAUUAUGUCUCCUUAGUUCUUUAUUUUUCAUUUUUUCCCUCUCUUUGCAUUAGUAUGAGCAUUUUUUACCAGUCUUCCUGCUCACUAAUCUUUUAUUCUACUGUAUUUAACCUGUUGUUAAGUUCAUCCUAUUUAAAGUCUCAUUAGUUAUAUUUUUCAGUUCUAGAAUUUUUAUUUCAUUCUUCUUUAUGGAUUCCAGUUCUCUGUUAAAAUCUUCAACCUUGUCUUCUCUUUCCUUGACAUAGUAAAUAGUAAUCAUUAAUACUUUAAAGUCUGUUUCUGGUAACUCCAUUACCUGGGUCACCCGUUAGGUCUGUUUCUAUUCUGUUUUGUUUUGAUCAUUUGGUCCUGUUUCUUGGUAUGCUUGAUAACUUUUGGUUCAUUGCAUACACUGUGAAUUUAAAAUUGUAGUGGCUAAGGUUGAUGUUGUCUUCCUCUACAGAGAAUUUGUUUUUCUUCUGGCAAGCUGUUAGAGAGCAAUACCCAUCACCUAGACCAAGGCUAGGAUUAAGAUGAUUCUAGAUUGGUUGUAAAGACUGAUCCGUUUCAUUUUUGCCCUUAGACUGGGGCAUAUUCCUCCAGGAGCUUCCAUUGAAAGCCUAGACUAUUUACCAGGGUUUCUCCUCAGCAGGCCCUCAACUCCAUUUGUUGCUGUGUUGUUAUUUUGGGGUUCCUCAGCGCUAUGAGGCUACUAGAAGCUCUGCUUAGUUUUUAGCCUCUUAGUUACCUCUUUCUGCUCGGCUCCUAGACCUUUUGCUGCUCAUAGCAUAGCUAUUGGCAAAUCCCUGGAAAGAGUGGUGACGAAUAUUCAGCUCACUUCAUUGCAUUUCCCCUCUCUCCAGGAUCUUGGCCCCCUCAAGUCCUGAGUGCCUUGGUUCCUCUUUGAUGCCUUUAAAAAGCUGGGCUUUUGUUUGUUUGUUUUCUGGCUUGUUUGUUUGGAAGGAGGUUGGUCUGAUACGUGCUACUCCAGUUUAGCCAGGGUUUGUACAAAGUUAACCUCCUUAACCUUUUUCACAUUUUAUGUUUUCAUGUGCUAAAGAGUAAACAGUUUAAAUGAGGCAACUUGGCUAAAGAAUUUGGUACAGUGCUGACUGGGUUACUUUUUUAAACACUAGGAAUGGUAAUUUCUACUCUUCUGGACUUCAAACUAAGAAGUUAAAGAGACUUCUCUGUAAAUAAACAAAUCUCUUCUGCUGUCCUUUUGCAUUUGGAGACAGCUUUAUUUCACCAUAUCCAAGGAGUAUAACUAGUGCUGUCAUUAUGAAUGUGACAAGUUUAUUUUCCUUUACAAGUCCAGCUGUGAAGAGACUUCUUGGGUGGAAACAGGGCGAUGAAGAAGAAAAAUGGGCAGAGAAAGCUGUUGAUGCUUUGGUGAAAAAACUGAAGAAAAAGAAAGGUGCCAUGGAGGAACUGGAAAAGGCCUUGAGCUGCCCAGGGCAACCGAGUAACUGUGUCACCAUUCCCCGCUCUCUGGAUGGCAGGCUGCAAGUCUCCCACCGGAAGGGACUGCCUCAUGUCAUUUACUGCCGUGUGUGGCGCUGGCCCGAUCUUCAGAGCCACCAUGAACUAAAACCACUGGAAUGCUGUGAGUUUCCUUUUGGUUCCAAGCAGAAGGAGGUCUGCAUCAAUCCCUACCACUAUAAGAGAGUAGAAAGCCCUGUACUUCCUCCUGUGCUGGUUCCAAGACACAGCGAAUAUAAUCCUCAGCACAGCCUCUUAGCUCAGUUCCGUAACUUAGGACAAAAUGAGCCUCACAUGCCACUCAACGCCACUUUUCCAGAUUCUUUCCAGCAACCCAACAGCCACCCGUUUCCUCACUCUCCCAAUAGCAGUUACCCAAACUCUCCUGGGAGCAGCAGCAGCACCUACCCUCACUCUCCCACCAGCUCAGACCCAGGAAGCCCUUUCCAGAUGCCAGCUGAUACGCCCCCACCUGCUUACCUGCCUCCUGAAGACCCCAUGACCCAGGAUGGCUCUCAGCCGAUGGACACAAACAUGAUGGCGCCUCCCCUGCCCUCAGAAAUCAACAGAGGAGAUGUUCAGGCGGUUGCUUAUGAGGAACCAAAACACUGGUGCUCUAUUGUCUACUAUGAGCUCAACAAUCGUGUGGGUGAAGCGUUCCAUGCCUCCUCCACAAGUGUGUUGGUGGAUGGUUUCACUGAUCCUUCCAACAAUAAGAACCGUUUCUGCCUUGGGCUGCUCUCCAAUGUUAACCGGAAUUCCACUAUUGAAAACACCAGGCGGCAUAUUGGAAAAGGAGUUCAUCUUUAUUAUGUUGGAGGGGAGGUGUAUGCCGAAUGCCUUAGUGACAGUAGCAUCUUUGUGCAAAGUCGGAACUGCAACUACCAUCAUGGAUUUCAUCCUACUACUGUUUGCAAGAUCCCUAGUGGGUGUAGUCUGAAAAUUUUUAACAACCAAGAAUUUGCUCAGUUAUUGGCACAGUCUGUGAACCAUGGAUUUGAGACAGUCUAUGAGCUUACAAAAAUGUGUACUAUACGUAUGAGCUUUGUGAAGGGCUGGGGAGCAGAAUACCACCGCCAGGAUGUUACUAGCACCCCCUGCUGGAUUGAGAUACAUCUGCACGGCCCCCUCCAGUGGCUGGAUAAAGUUCUUACUCAAAUGGGUUCACCUCAUAAUCCUAUUUCAUCUGUAUCUUAAAUGGCCCCAGGCAUCUGCCUCUGGAAAACUAUUGAGCCUUGCAUGUACUUGAAGGAUGGAUGAGUCAGACACGAUUGAGAACUGACAAAGGAGCCUUGAUAAUACUUGACCUCUGUGACCAACUGUUGGAUUCAGAAAUUUAAACAAAAAAAAAAAAAAACACACACACCUUGGUAACAUACUGUUGAUAUCAAGAACCUGUUUAGUUUACAUUGUAACAUUCUAUUGUAAAAUCAACUAAAAUUCAGACUUUUAGCAGGACUUUGUGUACAGUUAAAGGAGAGAUGGCCAAGCCAGGGACAAAUUGUCUAUUAGAAAACGGUCCUAAGAGAUUCUUUGGUGUUUGGCACUUUAAGGUCAUCGUUGGGCAGAAGUUUAGCAUUAAUAGUUGUUCUGAAACGUGUUUUAUCAGGUUUAGAGCCCAUGUUGAGUCUUCUUUUCAUGGGUUUUCAUAAUAUUUUAAAACUAUUUGUUUAGCGAUGGUUUUGUUCGUUUAAGUAAAGGUUAAUCUUGAUGAUAUACAUAAUAAUCUUUCUAAAAUUGUAUGCUGACCAUACUUGCUGUCAGAAUAAUGCUAGGCAUAUGCUUUUUGCUAAAUAUGUAUGUACAGAGUAUUUGGAAGUUAAGAAUUGAUUAGACUAGUGAAUUUAGGAGUAUUUGAGGUGGGUGGGGGGAAGAGGGAAAUGACAACUGCAAAUGUAGACUAUACUGUAAAAAUUCAGUUUGUUGCUUUAAAGAAACAAACUGAUACCUGAAUUUUGCUGUGUUUCCAUUUUUUAGAGAUUUUUAUCAUUUUUUUCUCUCUCGGCAUUCUUUUUUCUCAUACUCUUCAAAAAGCAGUUCUGCAGCUGGUUAAUUCAUGUAACUGUGAGAGCAAAUGAAUAAUUCCUGCUAUUCUGAAAUUGCCUACAUGUUUCAAUACCAGUUAUAUGGAGUGCUUGAAUUUAAUAAGCAGUUUUUACGGAGUUUACAGUACAGAAAUAGGCUUUAAUUUUCAAGUGAAUUUUUUGCCAAACUUAGUAACUCUGUUAAAUAUUUGGAGGAUUUAAAGAACAUCCCAGUUUGAAUUCAUUUCAAACUUUUUAAAUUUUUUUGUACUAUGUUUGGUUUUAUUUUCCUUCUGUUAAUCUUUUGUAUUCACUUAUGCUCUCGUACAUUGAGUACUUUUAUUCCAAAACUAGUGGGUUUUCUCUACUGGAAAUUUUCAAUAAACCUGUCAUUAUUGCUUACUUUGAUUAAAAA